CGUCUCUUCCAUUUUACUCCACGGGUCAAGACAUUUAUUUAUUGACUAACCCAAAACUCACUCCCUCUUUUUUCAAGUGUAUACCACACCGAACAACACAACAGAGUAGAGAGACAGAGCAUUAAGGAUGUUGGAGCUGUGCCGCAAGCCACUGAAGAUGUGCUUCGGUGGUGGAGGCAACGAUGAUGACCUCCUCUGGCACACGGACCUUAAGCCCCACGCUUCAGGGAACUACUCAAUUGCAGUGGUACAAGCUAAUUCAUCCUUGGAAGACCAAGCUCAAGUUUUCACCUCUCCCUCCGCAACCUUUGUUGGCGUAUACGACGGACACGGUGGUCCUGAAGCUUCCCGUUUCAUCACCAACCAUCUCUUCUCCUUCCUUCGCAAAUUCGCAACCGAGGAAGGUGAUUUGUCGGAGGAAGUUAUAAAGAAGGCGUUCGAGGCGACCGAGGAGGAGUUUUUGCGUGUAGUGAGGGAAUCAUGGAUUGCGCGGCCACAGAUAGCUUCAGUGGGUUCGUGUUGUCUUCUGGGAGCGAUUUCAAAGGGAGUUCUUUAUGUGGCUAAUCUCGGGGAUUCGAGGGCGGUUUUGGGUAGGAAAGCGUUGGAAGGAGAGGUGAAUUGUGGUGCUGUGGUGGCAGAGCGUUUGUCCACUGAUCAUAAUGUUGGGGUGGAGGAGGUUAGAAAGGAGGUUGAAGCUCUUCACCCUGAUGAUGCACACAUUGUGGUUUGCAUUGGUGGAGUUUGGCGAAUCAAGGGCAUUAUUCAGGUCUCAAGAUCAAUUGGAGAUGUUUACCUAAAGAAACCAGAAUUUGACACUAAUCCUCUGUUUCAACAAUUUGUAUGUCCACUAUACUUGAAGAGACCUGUAAUGACAGCUGAACCAUCGAUAUUGAAGCGGAAAUUGAAGGCAGAUGAUCUGUUUUUGAUCUUUGCAACAGAUGGACUUUGGGAGCAUUUAACUGAUGAAGUGGCUGUUGAAAUCAUCUCCAGAAGUCCCAGAAUAGGAAUAGCAAAACGAUUGGUGAGAGCUGCACUAGAAGAGGUUGCAAAGAAAAGAGAAAUGAGGUAUGAGGAUCUAAGAAAAACUGAUAAAGGUCUAAGGCGUCAUUUUCAUGAUGAUAUUACAGUGAUCGUUCUAUAUCUCGAUCAUUCAAAAGAAUCUCAAAAUGGUAGAUCAAAACAAAAAGGAGUUUAUGAUUGCAUUAAUACUCCUAUUGAUAUCUUCUCUCUGAACUCAGAUGAAGCUGAUCUUUAAAUUGAAUUAGCUAUUAGCAGUAGCGUCUCAAUUCUCCACGUACUGCUUUUUACCAAGAAAUUUGUCACAUAUAAAGUAGUAGUUAGCGGUGGCCAAAGGAAAAGGAUUGUAAGAGUACUGUAAACUGGUAAUUGUAGAUUUUUAUUAUUGUUAUUAUUAUGAAUUAAAAGGGUAAAAGUUUAGGUGAUUCGGCUUGGGUCCCAAAGGAUUAUUAUUAUUAUUAUUCAGAAUUUCUGUAACACCUUUUACCAUAAGUAGAAAUAAAAAUAAAAAAUAAAAAAUUGUGAAAUGA
Molecule: messenger RNA, 1547 nt
Organism: Glycine soja
Lineage: Eukaryota; Viridiplantae; Streptophyta; Magnoliopsida; Fabales; Fabaceae
Product: probable protein phosphatase 2C 78
Exons: 4
Coding region: 128-1255 (375 amino acids)
Biological process (GO): protein dephosphorylation
Molecular function (GO): cation binding; protein serine/threonine phosphatase activity
Source: RefSeq, a predicted model, not a curated record